Messenger RNA from Gymnodraco acuticeps, 525 nucleotides. RefSeq names its product PHD finger protein 5A (gene phf5a). The transcript has 4 exons. The record is from RefSeq and is a predicted model, not a curated record. Lineage: Eukaryota; Metazoa; Chordata; Actinopteri; Perciformes; Bathydraconidae. The coding region runs from base 72 to 404 and encodes 110 amino acids. Gene Ontology annotation, biological process: mRNA splicing, via spliceosome. Gene Ontology annotation, cellular component: catalytic step 2 spliceosome; U2 snRNP; U12-type spliceosomal complex.
ACUCAGUUCCCCGGUCAAAGGUGGAAGUUGAACCAGCAGCGCUCUCCUUACGUUUCUUACGUUAUCCCACAAUGGCUAAACAUCAUCCAGAUUUGAUUUUUUGCAGAAAACAAGCCGGUGUCGCUAUUGGGAGACUUUGUGAAAAAUGUGACGGUAAAUGUGUGAUCUGUGAUUCCUACGUGAGGCCGUGCACGCUGGUGAGGAUCUGUGAUGAGUGUAACUACGGCUCCUAUCAGGGGCGCUGCGUCAUCUGCGGAGGGCCCGGGGUGUCCGACGCCUACUACUGCAAAGAGUGCACCAUCCAGGAGAAAGAUCGAGACGGCUGUCCUAAGAUUGUGAACUUGGGCAGCUCGAAGACAGAUCUGUUUUAUGAACGGAAGAAGUACGGCUUCAAGAAGAGGUGAAGAACCCAAGACCCCGCCCGUCCAGUCCGUGUUUUAGUUUUUCAGCUUUUGCAGAAUUUUUUUCAUCUUCAAGAAACGUUUUUUUUUUUUGACUUGUCAAUAAAACUCUGUUUUAUAUUUC